Mercurialis annua (annual mercury) is the source of this 911-nucleotide messenger RNA. RefSeq names its product protein PLASTID REDOX INSENSITIVE 2, chloroplastic. NCBI's taxonomy places the organism in Eukaryota, Viridiplantae, Streptophyta, Magnoliopsida, Malpighiales, Euphorbiaceae. The transcript has 3 exons. The record is from RefSeq and is a predicted model, not a curated record. The coding region runs from base 65 to 610 and encodes 181 amino acids. Gene Ontology annotation, biological process: regulation of gene expression.
AUUAUUAGCCAGAAAACCCCCAACCCAAACAGAUAAGGAAGUAGAAAAAAAAAUACAAAGAGAAAUGGCUUCUUGUGCCCAAGCUCUUGCUUCCUUACCGUUUGAUUCCUGCACUCUGCUCUCUUCUUCAACCUCUCGCUGCCCAUUGCUCUCAUCUUCUUUGGGUUUCUUGUUACCCACCACCGCCCACUUAACUGCUGCCCAGCUUACACACUGUUACUUAAACCCUUCACUGACCGAGAAAAUGAAGGGACAAACUCAUAUUUGUAAAGCAGCUGAGUACAAAUUUCCCGACCCAAUUCCUGAAUUUGCUGUUUCUGAGACUCAGAAAUUUAAGACCCAUGUUCAUCAGAGGCUUAUCAAGAAAGAAUUCUGUGGAGAUUCAACUGAUGAAGUUGUCGGAAUUUGCACUGAGAUAUUCAGCACAUUCUUGCACACCGAGUAUGGCGGUCCGGGAACACUCUUGGUCGAACCUUUCAUCGACAUGGCUGACACCAUAAAUGAAAGAGGCUUGCCUGGAGGACCACAAGCCGCACGUAUUGCUGUAAAAUGGGCCCAAGAUCAUGUUGACAUAGAUUGGAAAGAGUGGAAUGGAGGUGAUAAGAAUUGACAAAACAACUCUUAGAUCUUCAAUUCUAUAUAUUAGAUGAUUAAAACGCCAAUUGAAAAAGCUCUGGAGAAGUUUUGAUUCUCUUUGCCCAUGUGCUGCGGAAGCUGCGUCUUGUUUGUUCCAAUGAGGAAAUAGCAGUAAAUUUAGGAUGAUUUCUAGUGUUUUUGAUGGGAUUGUGCACCUGUAGUAUGCAAUGAGAUUGUAAUUUGCCAGUUUAUGUCGCAGGGCUUUGAUAAGACUUCAGAAGCAACUAGAUUCAAGCUGUUCAAUUUUGACAAUAAAAUUUACUAAGAUUAUCUAA